AUGGCUCCGUCCCAGAAUCCAGUUCCCGGGCCGUCCGGCCACACCGUCGCCGUACAAUCUCUCACCGCGUUGACGAAUGGUGGUGCACCAAACUUUGUGCCGCCGAAAACCACCGUGGCCACUGAGAACGGAAUCAGCAGCUCUGAGAUUAAGGGUUGGAGAGAAACUCUCAAUGACGACGAUUUUGCGGUAUUGGCGUUGCGUAACCUGAUUUUUGACAUCUGCAACCAAAACGGUGGAGGUCACGGUGGCUCUGCAAUUGGCAUGGCCGCCAUUGGUGUUGCCCUCUACAAGCACAUCAUGCGUUACAACCCCAACAACGCUGAGUGGUUUGAUAGAGACAGAUUCGUGCUUUCCAAUGGCCACGCCGCAAUGUUCCUGUACGCUCUAAACCACCUGGUCGGAUACGAGAACUUUUCAAUGGACGAGAUCAAAGGAUAUGGAAGUGCCAAGAUCAACGGAUACACAACGAUAUGUCACGGCCAUCCUGAGAUCGAAGUUCCUGGAGUUGAGGUAACCACAGGUCCAUUGGGACAAGGCAUUGCGAAUGCUGUAGGCCUGGCGAUAGCUUCCAAGCAUCUUGCGGCGCGCUACAACCGACCGGGCUUCGAGGUUGUACAGUCACGAAUGUACUGCAUGACUGGCGAUGGAUGCCUUAUGGAGGGCGUUGCACUUGAAGCCAUAUCUCUUGCCGGUAGCCUCCAACUCGACAAUUUGGUAGUCCUGUACGACAACAACCAAGUCACUUGUGAUGGACCACUCGACUGGAUUAACACAGAAGACGUCAACUCUAAGAUGCGUGCUUCGGGUUGGCACGUCCUCGAGAUUACCAACGGCAACCACGAUGUGGAUGCGGUAGUCUCAGCCCUUCAAUACUCCAAGUCGCUCAAGGGAAAGCCGGUGUUCAUCAACAUCCGAACAGUGAUAGGGCUGGGAACCAGAGUUGCUGGAACCUUCAAAGCCCAUCAUGGCGCGUUCGACUCCGACAGUGUGGCGAUAUCAAAGCGCUUGGCCGGACAGGACCCAGCCGUGACACAUAAAGUGCCGUCAUCAUCUUUGGAGUAUUUCCGCGAGCGCAAGUCACAUGGAGAAUACCUUGAGGCAGAGUGGAAUGCUCUUCUGCAGAGGUACCAGGUGGCCUAUGCUGAUUUGGCCUCUGAGUUUCAUAAGGCCAGACAUGGCGAACGCGGAUCUCAAGGGCUCGAAAUUCUCAAACAAGCUGAGUCCAAUCAGUUUCAGAGCAUGGCCACGCGUGAAGUCAACGGAGCUCUGAUGGAGAAGCUUUGGAAGGCCUGCCCUACAAUGUUUGGAGGAGGCGCAGACCUUGUCAAUUCGAACAAGGUCCCUUAUCUGGAGUCAGACGUGUGCCACCCGUCUGUCAGCUAUGCCGGCCGAUACAUUCGAUAUGGCAUUCGAGAACAUGCAAUGGCCGCGAUCUCCAAUGGACUAGCUGCUUAUGGACCUGGAACCUUUCUGCCUGUCACGGCAACGUUUUUCAUGUUUUACCUAUAUGCUGCACCUGGUGUUCGUAUGGGAGCUCUGAGCCACUUGCCGGUGAUCCACAUUGCAACUCAUGAUUCAUUUGCUGAGGGGCAAAACGGCCCAACGCAUCAGCCGGUCGAAAUCGACUCCCUCUAUCGCGCCAUGCCGAACUUGACCUACAUCAGACCAUGUGACGCGGAAGAGACCAUCGGAGCCUGGAUGCUCGCACUGGAAAACCGCCAUGGACCAACGAUGCUGUCUCUUGGAAGAGACCCUACUGGACCAGUUCCCUCGACUGAUCGAUUCAAGGUUGCCAAGGGCGCAUACGUGGUCAAGGAGACACAGCAAGCAGAGCUCACACUCUACGCAAAAGAGCUCAAUGCUAUCAUCAUUGGCGCCGGCCCGGCUGGUAUUGCCAUGGCAUACCGACUGAAGCAUGAAUUGAAAUUCGAAGACUUCACCAUCGGAUGCGACCUCAAGUCACAACUGUAUUCAUUCAGUUUCAAUUUGAACCCCAAUUGGUCCAAAGAGCUUUGCGAGCAACCUGAGAUCCUCCAGUAUAUGGAAGAUACAUGCACCAAGUUCGACCUACACAAACAUGUGCACACCUCGGUUGAAUGCAUGGGAGCGAAAUGGCACAAUGAGAUAUCCAAGUGGGAAGUCAACCUCAAGGACCUCAAGACCGGCAUCGAGUACUCUCGAUACGCCUCUGUGUUGGUUUCUGCCGUCGGUGCCAUUUCUUUUCCCCGAGACGUGAAGUUCCCGGGUAUGGAGAAAUUCCAGGGUGCUAUGUUUCACACAGCUAGAUGGGAUCACAGCGUUGACUACACGAACAAGAGAAUCGCUGUCAUUGGAAACGGCUGCAGUGCUGCGCAAGUCGUCCCAGCAGUUGCCAAGCACGCGGCCUUUGUCAAGCAGUAUGCCCGAAGCGGACAAUGGUUUCACGCCCGACCGAAUCGCGAGUACAGCGAGACCGAAAAAUUCAUGUUUCGAUGGAUCCCUCUGUUGAUGCGAUGGCUCAGGCUUCAGAUCUUCAUGGAUGCGGAUGAGGAGUCAGCAACCUACUUCGGCACUCCCAAGGGAUUAAAGGCUCGUGCUGAGACGGAAGCAGAGUCGAAGAAGUACAUUCGUUCCAUUGCACCCCAGAAGUACUGGGAUCACAUCAUUCCAAACUUCCCUUUGGGGUGCAAGCGUCGAAUCUUCGACCCGGGCUAUCUCGAAAGUCUCAACCUUCCGAAUGUCGAGCUUCUCCCCGAAGGCAUCCAAGAGAUUACAGAGACGGGCAUUAUCAGCUCUUCCGGUGCACAGGACGACUUCGACAUUAUCGUCUUGGCAACAGGCUUCCAGGUCUCCCAGUUCUUGACCCCUAUGCAUAUUAUCGGUGCUACGGGUGUCUCCUUGCACGACCAAUGGAAAGCUUGCCGGGGUGCGCAGGCCUACCUCGGAACACACGUGCACAAUUUUCCCAACCUUGCCAUCUUGUUUGGCCCGAACACAUUUCCUGCCAACAACUCGGCUCUUUUUGCGUGCGAAACUCAGGUCGACUAUACGGUCAAGUCGUUGUUCAAGCCCCUCAUAGAUCGAAAGGCAGCGGUGAUCGAAGUCAAGCAGGCGGCCGAAGACCGUGAGACGAACGCGAUCCACAAGUCUCUGCGUGAUACUGUGUUCGCUGGAGACUGCUCCAACUGGUACAUUGGAGAUUUCGGCAGAAAUGCUGCGUCUUGGCCCGGUCUUGCCAGAUCGUUUUGGUUCAAGACCUACUUCCCCGACUGGUCUGCGUUCAACAUGACUGGCGGAAGCGCUAUCUGGCCCUUGUUCACACUUAAUGAAAAGAGUCUCUUCAUAGAGAAAGCGUUCAUUGAGGGGCAGUGGGUAUCCAGGGAGAGAAAGUUUGACGUGUUUGAACCAGCAACUGGAACGAAGCUGGGACAGGUCGCGGACUGUGACGUUGAGGACUUCAAGAAAGCCAUCAUCAGCGCCGAAAAGGCGCAAGUCGACUUCUUCAGCAACACCACGGGCACCUCGCGAGGGGCUUUGCUCAGAAAGUGGUAUGAUCUCAUUCUUGCUAACCAGCAGGACAUCGCGACUAUUCUUAGUCUUGAGAAUGGAAAGACAUUUGCUGAAGCCAAGGGCGAAGUGGUGUAUGCUGCUAACUUCAUUUCUUGGUUUGCCGAAGAGGCCACCCGGGCGUAUGGCGUCACGAUUCCGUCUUCUAGCCCGCACACGACAUUGCUUACCAUUCGCGAACCGGUGGGCGUUGGGCCAGCUAUUGCGGCUGGCUGCUCGGUCGUUAUCAAGCCGCCCAGUGAGACCCCAUACACCUGUCUCGCCUUAACAAAGCUAGCAAUUGAGGCGGGCUUGCCUCCCACUCUUAUUCAAGUCUGUCCUACGAAGAAUCGUCAAGCGGCAACUGAGCUUGCCACUAACCCCGCGGUCCGCAAAAUCAGCUUCACUGGAUCUACUGGAGUGGGCAAAAUGCUUGCGAAACUUGCGGCUGGGACUUUGAAACGGGUCAGUCUGGAACUUGGGGGAAACGCACCGUUCAUUGUAUUUGAUGAUGCCGACCUGGACCUCGCGGUAGAAGGCGCAAUGUUCUGCAAAUUUCGAUGCUCGGGGCAGACCUGUGUGUGUGCGAACAGGCUCUACGUCCAAAAGGGCGUGGCCAAGGAAUUUACUGCCAGGCUUGUGAAGAAGGUAGCCGAGCUCAAGAUGGGCCCUGGUCUUGCUUCAUCAACGACACAGGGUCCGCUGGUCAACAAAGCUGCAGUCGAGAAAGUGAAGGAGCACGUCGCGGAUGCGACGUCAAAAGGCGCCAAGGUUGAGAUAGGGGGGCAGACGGCAGAGUCAUCUGGCUUUUUCUUCCGGCCAACCGUCCUAUCGGGAGCUACUCCAGACAUGGUCGUGAGCAACGACGAGACAUUCGGACCUCUUGCGCCAGUAUUCGAGUUCGAUACUGAGAAAGAUGCACUGCGAUUGGCAAACAACACCGAGUUUGGGCUUGCGGGAUACUUCUUCUCAAAGGAUAUCAGCCGUGCGAUGCGCAUGGCCCAACAGCUUCAAGUUGGCAUGGUUGGAGUCAACACAGGCAAAAUAAGCGCUCCCGAAGCGCCAUUUGGGGGAAUCAAGGAGAGCGGGUACGGUCACGAGGGAAGUCUUUAUGGUCUUGAGGAGUAUCAGAACAUUAAGAGCAUCACCAUCGGUAACCAGGAUGCGGGGGCAGCUUGA
Messenger RNA from Colletotrichum karsti, 4707 nucleotides. RefSeq lists its product as uncharacterized. The record is from RefSeq and is a predicted model, not a curated record. NCBI's taxonomy places the organism in Eukaryota, Fungi, Ascomycota, Sordariomycetes, Glomerellales, Glomerellaceae. Gene Ontology annotation, biological process: pentose-phosphate shunt. The transcript has 11 exons. Gene Ontology annotation, cellular component: cytosol. Gene Ontology annotation, molecular function: oxidoreductase activity, acting on the aldehyde or oxo group of donors, NAD or NADP as acceptor; N,N-dimethylaniline monooxygenase activity; transketolase activity. The coding region runs from base 1 to 4707 and encodes 1568 amino acids.